Messenger RNA from Anoplopoma fimbria (sablefish), 7910 nucleotides. It is a transcript of the gene mtm1, whose product is annotated as myotubularin 1. Bases 210 to 2030 code for a protein of 606 amino acids. The record is from RefSeq and is a predicted model, not a curated record. Gene Ontology annotation, biological process: muscle cell cellular homeostasis; negative regulation of autophagosome assembly; mitochondrion distribution. Gene Ontology annotation, molecular function: phosphatidylinositol-3,5-bisphosphate 3-phosphatase activity. Lineage: Eukaryota; Metazoa; Chordata; Actinopteri; Perciformes; Anoplopomatidae. The transcript is spliced from 16 exons. Gene Ontology annotation, cellular component: plasma membrane.
AACAAAAAAGAAACAUGGCAACUUAUUUUUAGAAACUACUUUUCCCUGCAUUCCCUGCGAGCUCCAAUUUGACAACCAGCCAAUCCGCGUCAUGACAGCCCGGCACGUGACGUAGGGCAAGUUCCUGCUGUGGCUUGAGGGAAACAGAUCCGACAUUCAGCCACGGGAGAAUCGCACUUUGCGGCCUGUGGAAGCCCCCUCCCUGAGCGAUGGCCUCACCAGUCUCCGUCUAUAACUCCAACCCCUUGGACGCACACAUCUCCAGUACGUCCAGAGAGUCUCUGAAGAUGGAGCUGUUAGCCGAUGUGUCUCUGCUCCCAGGGGAGGAGAGAAUCAUAGAUAAAGACAUCAUCUACAUCUGUCCAUUCAACGGAGCUGUGAAAGGCAAAGUGUUGAUCACCAACUACAGACUCCACUUCAAGAGCUCGGAUGCUGAUGUUGUGGUGACGCUGGACGUUCCUUUGGGUGCCAUCAGUCGGGUGGAGAAGAUGGGUGGUGCGUCAAGCAGAGGAGAAAACUCCUACGGCCUGGAUAUCACCUGCAAGGACAUGAGGAACUUGAGGUUCGCCUUGAAGCAGGAAGGCCACAGCAGAAGAGAUAUCUUUGAUCUCCUGUUCAAACACGCCUUCCCCCUCUCACACGGUCUGGCGCUGUUUGCAUACUUGACUCAGGAGAAGUACGGGGAGAACGGCUGGGACAUCUACAAACCCAUAGAGGAGUUCAGACGGCAGGGCUUACCUAACAACAAGUGGCGCAUUACGUUCAUCAAUAAGAACUACGAGCUGUGUGACACCUACCCCACUGUGCUGGCUGUACCCUUUAAGAGCAAAGAGGAGGACCUGAGGAGGGUGGCAGCCUUCAGGUCAAGAGGACGCAUACCGGUUCUAUCGUGGAUCCACAGGGAGAACCAGGCGGUGAUCGUCCGCUGCAGUCAGCCUCUGGUCGGCAUGUCGGGGAAGAGGAACAAGGACGACGAGCGCUACCUGGACGUGAUCAGGGAGGCCAACGACACCGCCAAGCUCACCAUCUACGACGCUCGGCCCAGCGUCAACGCCGUGGCCAACAAGGCCACGGGAGGAGGCUACGAGGGCGAUGAGUACCAGAACGCAGAGCUCAUCUUCCUGGACAUCCAGAACAUCCACGUUAUGAGGGAGUCCCUGAAGAAACUCAAAGACAUCGUCUACCCCAACGUGGAGGAAUCUCAUUGGCUGUCCAGUCUCGAGUCGACGCACUGGCUCGAACACGUCAAGCUGGUGUUGUCCGGAGCCAUCCAGGUAGCAGACAAGGUCUCCAGUGGGAACUCGGUGGUGGUGCACUGCAGCGACGGCUGGGACCGGACCGCCCAGCUCACCUCUCUGGCCAUGCUGAUGCUGGACAGUCACUACCGCACACUCAGAGGGUUCCAGGUGCUGAUUGAAAAGGAAUGGAUCAGCUUUGGGCACAAGUUUGCCUCCAGGAUAGGCCAUGGCGACAAGAACCAUGCAGAUCAGGACCGAUCACCCAUCUUCGUUCAGUUCAUCGACUGUGUGUGGCAGAUGACCAAACAGUUUCCUACAGCCUUUGAGUUCAAUGAGCGCCUCCUGCUGACGAUCCUGGAUCACCUCUACAGCUGCUGCUUCGGGACUUUCCUCUACAACUGCGAGAGUGCACGAGACCAGCACGAGGUGAGGUUGAAGACGGUGUCCCUGUGGUCUCUGGUCAACAGUAGGAUGGAGAUGUAUUUGAACCCCUUCUACACCCCCGAGUCCGGCAGGGUCCUGUACCCAGUUGCCAGCAUGCGCCACCUAGAGCUGUGGGUGACGUACUACAUCCGCUGGAACCCGCGCAUUCGACAACAGCAGCAGAGUCCGGUGGAGCAGCGCUACAAGGAGCUGCUGGCCCUCAGAGACGAGUACUUGAAGAAGCUGGAGGAGCUGCAGCUGUCCGACUCCCCCUCCUCCCGCCUGGCCAACAUCCCCACGGCCAACACCUCCUCCUCCACCUCUUCCACACCGCCACAGCAAUACACGCAGCUACACACUCCCCUCUGAGGGCUGGUCGCAUCACACACUCAGAUAUACCUGUUGACUUGCACUUAAUGUUCCUCUUCACUCUGAUUUCUGUCAGCGUCUCACACGCAGGGAAUGAGUUAGUGUUGUGCAGUCCUAACUGUCCAUAACAAAGAAUGCUAAUACGAUUUUUAGAUGUAAUGGGUUAUUCUAACACCAUAGUGGUGAUGAUGGUGAUUUAUGCAAUAUGUCACAGUACAGCCUUGUCACAAGACCUCUACACACACACACACACACACACACACACACACACACACACACACACACACACACACACACACACACACACACACAGUACAGGGAAGCCUUAAAGACAUUCAGUGGCUUUCAGUCCAAGGGCUUGAACACACAGGACACACAGAGGGUGUGCAUGAGCGUUCACAUGGGCAGCAGAGACGGAGUUUUGAGUUUUCACUCUGCACGUUGUCGCACUCUUGAUUUGUACGGAAGCCCUGAGAGAGAAAAAAAACAUUCUGGUGAUCCAUUUUCUAAAUCUGAACAAAAAAUGUUUAGCUAGAAUAAUAUUUUAGAAUAAAAUUUCUUUUUUCAUCUGUGAAAACAAGAGAAGUUUUGGGAGGCGAAUUUUUGUUUUUGUUUUCGUGUACAUUUUUUGUUAACAUAACUUGCAAACACACAAUAUAUAUGUAUUUUGUGUCGGAGGCAUUAAAACUGACCUGGAAGAAAACAGAAUGCUCUAAGUCCUAUUUAGAACAUGUGGUGCACUUCAGCCUCUUGUGGCCACGAUGGGUAUUACAACAACAAACACCAAAAUUAUCCUUUUUCUUCACCUACCAGAACUUUUUGUUUCUCAGCUGUUUUCACAGAUGAAGAAGAAAAAAAAGCAACUUAGAAAAACCACCGGCUUCCACUCUUUUUUUGCCUAGCUAGGCUAACCACCAUGGAACUAUCACCGCACAUCAGACUGUUGAUAUUCUCAUCUAGUUAUUGACCUUGGAAGGAAAUUUACACUCAAGGGCUGCUUACUAGCUUUUUCAGGAGCAUUCUGCGGCUUUCAACCGCAGAGUUUUGUCAAACUAAAAAGGGAGUUAAAAUUGAAUGUCAAGACAAAAAUGGGGACAAUACAUUUCUUUGGAAAAGCAACACUGACAUCGGAACUCUGCUAGGUGACACUUCUGCCUUUGUCCUGCUACACAGAGUAAAAUGCUAAUCCAGAUGUUGUACAACUCUCACUUCUCACACUGCUUCCCACUCGCUGCACUGACCGAGGAAUCGGUCGGAGCGGAGUCGAAAGCUUUGAGCGCCUAAGUGUGUGUGUAUAUAUAUAUCGAGUGUGUCAGAUUUUGGAUGGAUUGGUGUGGAUUUUGAUGCUUAUCACCCGAGGAUGAAAGCUAGGGCCGCCUCGGUCUCGCGUGUUUUGCAGCCGCUAUCAGCUAAGCUCACCCAAGCAGUAUUUCCCAGCAUUUCUUGAGAGCAAACGCACUCUUAGCGGAGUUUGGUUGGAAUGAAUCAUUACUUUACCUUUUAUGAAUGCAGCUUUGAUGUGGUUUGAAAUAUAUUCCAGGUGCUUAGGUUAGUCCAGGGACAUGAAGUGGUGCUGGCCUCUGAUCCUGGAUCCCCUGUUGUGCUUCUAUGUUGUCACUGAACCUUCACACCUGGAUAGAGAAAGCGACCCCAGGUCCUUGAUAGCCUUACCACGCCAAGAUGUUUGGAACCAGCACACGGGUUUAGGGACAGUGAGCAGAAAUAAACUAGUUAGCUCUCACUCCCCCUUUUUAAAUAGACUUUUUGUAAACCGGACUGUUUCUACGUAUUUUCUCCACCUCCUCUGAAAAGAGCUGUGUGAAACCUCACAAAAGCUCACGGCUCAUGUGCCUUUUUGGACAGGUGUUGGCUUUGUACACAAUUUUUUUUUUCCCCCUGUAUUUCAAUAAGGAUACUAUGUUGGUCAGGGGAUUUUUUUUUACAUCGGAAAGGAGAGUUUUAGUCAGUAAAUUUAAAAAGUAUUCGCCAGGUCUCUAAUUGGUUGAGGUUAUUGCUUGGACUUGUUUAAAACUAGCUGUUUGGUCGUCUUACUAUUCAUGGUUCUGCCUGAUUGGACUCUAGAUUACAGCUGUGUGUAGCAAUUGAUUAUUGUUCUCCCCAGAUAUCAGCAAGGAAAUGGGUGCAAGGCAUGUUAUCAUAACUAAUAGGAAUGAUGGAGAAAGCUAUUAAUAAUAAGGCAAAUUUGUCAAAUUAGGGGAACUAUCCUUGAUUGUAUGUGGAAAUAUAUAAUAUGUUUUCAUAUGAGAAAUUCUAUGGAAUAUAAUAUCCAGCAGAAAAAAAAGAAAAGGUCAAUGUUAGGAAUGGCAAAAAAUAGAAAUAUUCAGGUCCAAAUUAUAGGUUACCAUGUUUAAAUUAUCACAGAAGUCAAAGUUCUCACAUUUGCUUUUUUUACCCCAAAAUGAUGAGAUCAUUAUUUAUAAUAAAAAAACCUAAUAAAUCACUGUAUCAAAAGUAUGACCUAGUAUCUCCCAAUUCUGCCUUUGAAAAGUGCAAUUUUUUUCUUAUAGGGAAAAGUGACUUAUCUCAUAAUUAGGACUUAAUAUCUUUAUUCAUUUAAAUUUUGUUCCUGUUCUGAAUGGUUAAUUUACCAGAUAAAAACACAUGAAAACCCACCUGUCCAAAAAGCACAUUCCUUAGUAGUUUGUCUCUUUGGGUUUUGGUGCUGUCGUGGAGCUGGUUUCUACUGAGCAGUGUGCAGAGUCAAGCUCAGGACAUUACAUUGACAACAGUGUGUGUGUGUGUGUGUGUGUGUGUGUGUGUGUGUGUGUGUGUUUGGGGUUAAAAGGAAUGUUGGUAAACAGAAUCGAGUUGCCUGAUAUGAGGAUUUUGCUGCUAACUCCAAGGGCUCCAAUUUUGGUUAGAUUGAAAAACAGUUGCGACAAACUGACAGAACACGUCCGUCUCAAAUGUAUGUACUGUAUCGCUCAGUCUGUCGAGAAGAAGACAAGACUGUUAAUUACAAUCGCACUGUAAUUGUAGUUUUCUGCCCCCGUAUCUGUUCUCGGCCUCCGGUACUUUGUUCUAAAAUGGGCGAUUUAAUAAACUAGGAGGGCACUCUGAGAGCACAGAGAUCCGCCAAGGCCGUUUCCAUUAGUUCAAAAUAAUGCUCGUUUCUCCCUAUUGAUUCGGAUUCCCGCCAAAAUGUAGUGGGCUCUUCGGUGGCCCGUGCUACCACUUUCCACCAAGUUUCAUGAAAAUCUAGCCACGGGGGUUUAUCCGUAAUCCUGCUGACAAACAAACCAACAAACCAAACUGAAAACAUAACCUCCUUGGUAGUAUUGACUGGGGCUUGAUUACUGGAGUACUGUAAGAUGAGGAUUUGAGUGUUCUACUAUGUGUUGCCAGCACAUCAUGAAUCCCUCUGAGAGAAAUUGAAUGACUUGUCAAAUGCUGAUGUGUUGUUUUGUCAAUGCCAGCUUUUGGUUCCAUCACCAAACAAGAAGACUAAAACAAUGGAUGGCUAUUGAAAAGGAGCUUCAGACCUGGUCCUGGUAGCACUUAAGCUCUAACAGUGCUAUGCUUUGGAUCCAGACCCAAGGGAAACUGCUCAGAAUAUUUCUUAUCACAUAAAAACAGGUAGAUACAUCUGGAAGUCUACUUGGACCGCCGCUGUAGAUCAAGUCCACCUGAUAUUUGCAACAUUUCAUAAAAACCUCCUUCACAAAUGAAUAUUAUAUUACAGUACCCCAGAAGUUCUGGGGUAUUGGCGGUCUGUCUAAAUGGGUCAAGGCACGUCCUCCGAUCCAUCGCAGAACGCGGGUUGAACACGGGUCAGACGCUGGUAAUUGGAUGUUGGUUUUUUUUGUAGUCCCCUCCAAUUUGUAUGAUGUGGUAGAAGGGGACUUGGCCUCUGGAACAGCAUCCCUAAAUUUCGAGAUAUGCCGUCUACCUGGUGAAAUAGAAAUCAGGGUCAAGGAGGCUCCGGCAAGUCGGAAGCAACAAUGCAUUGAGACAAUGUGUUGUAUGUACAGUUUGACAGGGUUCAAUUGUGAACGAGGUGCAAUAAGUCAUUAGUCAUAAGGUCAUGUCCAGAUUCGUGCCUUGAUUCUUGUGAGAAUCGCCUUCACCUCUUCAGAGAAGCGUACUCUAGCUGUCCCGGGUCAUGUUUGAGAUCGACUGCUCUGUAGUUCAGGGUUCCAAAGGAACAGAGCCUUGUAAACUCUGCAGGUGUAUUUGGAGUGCAAAGGUACCUUUACCUGUACUACAGGAAGCCUCUGUUUAUCCCCUCAUAAUCAUGUACUGGUUGACUCGGGAGCAGACCACAUAGUAGUAAGAAAAACAAAAAGGGGCCCCACUGCCAUAUUAGAUUGAUAAAUGUUUCAUUGGCGUGUUUUGUACAAUGAUACAGAAAGUCCAGGGCAUAUCAGGUUUAGCUAGAAAGGUCAGGUAUAUUCCAUGACCAUUCUAGGACACGCAGGGUUCUCGGCCAUAAGCUUUGACGAUCUGGUCAAAUGUUGCCUCUUUACAAAAGAGCUAUGGUGCUUAAAUCUGUUCAUUUAGUAAAUGAUGGUCCAUUUAGAGUCCAAUACAUAAAACAUAAUGCAGGGUAUGCUUCCCGGCCCAAAUACGGUCACUUUCGUUCACUGUUUGCAAAAAAACACAACCUCAAACUCGAGGCUUCAAACUGGCAGUGGCGUCACGAUGACGACAAGGUCCACUUCUUCUAUACGGUCUAUACGUCAAAGCAGAGCUACUCCGUUGCUACUGACGUGGCUGUAAAGCGGUGGAUUUAUUGACUCAUUUCACUAUCAGAAUUUGAUCAAGUCAGUCCGAUGACAUUUGAAAAAAUUUAACUUAUACCCAUUCAAAUAGGCAUAGGAAAUGUACCGGCUGUUUUUGAUACCCUUAAAACUGUAAAUUGAGCGUUAUUGUUAUUAAAUAUGUAUUGUGAAAACUAAUUUGGGCCAUAUGGUCCAGCCCUAUGUUAUCCUGCCUACCUGCAGCUAUGUCAAAUCUCAAACAUGACUCUUGUGUGUCGGGGUGGGUCAAAGUGGGCAGAUUAGAGAGUGAAACCCGAUUCCCAGGUUCACAGAGGUGAUUUUACACGGGUUCUACCAAAUGGAUACUUUGACAAGUGUUUGACGUCCUCUAUGAAAGCUCUGAUCACAUGAUGGUGUGUAGGUGGAACAACAGAGACAAAUAAGAAGUGACAGUAACAUAAAAAUGUGUAUUGGUCGGAUGGCUGUGUUUUUAGGGAAAAACAGAUAAAAAAUCUAUUUUUUAUUAUUUUUUACUUUGUACAAGAACCAUGAUGUAAUUACCUCAAUCAAAACCUAUUUUACUGUCUAAAGUUCUAUUGUUGUAAAAUACAAUUAUUUUAUGUAGUGUAAAAUCUUACAGUUUUAUAAAAAAGGAAAGUAAUGUUGGUCCAGAAAUUGUUGGUAUAAAUUGUGGAUUUCUGCUCCAUUGGUUAAAUUUCUUUGUUUAGUUAAAAUUUUAGAGGGCAUUUCUUUGGUUUGUGCUCGCUAACACGGGAUGAAACGACAGAAGCUUCUGGAAACUGUUGGCCUGUCACAAACCUCGACUCUCCCCUCUCAGUUCUCUGGUGGAUCUCUAGCUUUACGAUUCACCGUGGCUCUGCGGCAACGAACCCCGAGAAGCACUCUGUCACCGUUCAUUUCAAAUGUACUCUUUCUUUAACGUAGGGGGUUGUAGUUUGAGGGGUUUCCUGUCAUAGUAUAGCCGGCUUUUUUAAUAAAUACACAUGAAAUGUGGCACAGGAUCUUUUUGUCAUCAACAAGGGAAGGCGAGAAUCAGAAUACAUUUCAAAUGUAUUUCUUUUAAUCAUGUUAUAUCCCCUCCAGUUUGUUGGAUGGGUCCUGUUAUGUAAAUAUUACUGAUUAAAUUAAUUUAAGGAUU